Molecule: messenger RNA, 2540 nt
Organism: Protobothrops mucrosquamatus (brown spotted pit viper)
Lineage: Eukaryota; Metazoa; Chordata; Lepidosauria; Squamata; Viperidae
Product: putative RNA-binding protein Luc7-like 2
Exons: 11
Coding region: 17-1417 (466 amino acids)
Biological process (GO): mRNA splice site recognition
Cellular component (GO): U2-type prespliceosome; U1 snRNP
Molecular function (GO): mRNA binding
Source: RefSeq, a predicted model, not a curated record
CAAUAGCGGAAGCAAGAUGGCGUCUCUCGGGUCGCCGCUGCGCACUUUUCGCGGUUUACUGAGGGAGCUCCGUUCUGCUCUAGGAGGGAGCGAUGUCUGUUACAGAAACAAGGCAGCAUAUCGUUACUUGAAGGAAGCUUUCCGCUGCCAUCGGGUAACCAGUGAAAAACUCUGCAAAGCCCAGCAUGACUUACAUUUUCAGGCUGCUACUUAUCUCUGUCUUCUGCGUAGUAUCCGGGAACACUUAGUACUACAUAAGGAAUAUCAUGGCAAAGGGGAUACUACACGUCAGCGAAUUAAAUUCAGUGAUGACAGAGUGUGCAAAAGUCAUCUUCUCAACUGUUGUCCUCAUGAUGUCCUUUUAGGAACAAGGAUGGAUCUUGGAGAAUGUCUGAAGGUGCAUGAUUUGGCGUUAAGAGCAGAUUAUGAAAUUGCAUCAAAAGAGCAAGACUUUUUCUUUGAACUUGAUGCGAUGGAUCACCUGCAAUCAUUCAUUGCUGACUGUGAUAGGAAAACUGAAGUGUCAAAGAAAAGACUGGCUGAAACUCAAGAAGAGAUCAGUGCUGAAGUUGCAGCCAAAGCUGAACGAGUCCAUGAAUUAAAUGAGGAAAUAGGAAAACUGCUUGCUAAAGUUGAACAACUUGGAGCUGAUGGAAAUGUGGAAGAGUCUCAGAAAGUAAUGGAUGAAGUAGAGAAAGCAAGGGCAAAGAAAAGAGAAGCAGAGGAAGUGUACCGGAAUUCCAUGCCUGCUUCCAGUUUCCAGCAGCAAAAGCUACGGGUCUGUGAAGUAUGCUCAGCCUAUCUUGGCCUACAUGACAAUGACCGGCGACUUGCUGAUCAUUUUGGAGGAAAAUUGCACUUGGGUUUUAUUGAAAUAAGAGAAAAGCUUGAAGAACUAAGGAGAGUUGUGGCUGACAAGCAAGAGAAACGAAAUCAGGAACGUUUAAAGCGGAGAGAAGAAAGGGAGAAAGAAGAAAGAGAGAAGUUAAGAAGAUCUCGUUCUCACAGCAAGAACCCCAAAAGAUCUAGAUCCCGAGAUCGCCGUAAACAUCGAUCUCGGUCAUCCUCUCGUGAACGAAAGAAAAGAACCCGUUCCAGGUCUCGUGAAAAGCGACAUCAUCAUAGGUCUCGUUCUACUAGUCGCAGCCGUAGUCAAAGUCACCAUAGGAGCAGGCAUAGCUCCAGAGACAGAAGCAGAGAACGCAAUUCCAAAAAAAGAUCAUCAAAAGAAAGAUCUUCCAGAGAUCAAGAACGAACCAGAGAUCGUAACAGAACAUCAUGUGACAAAGAAAGUUGCCCCAGAGAAAAGUCUCCAAGAGAUCGAAACUGCAAAGAAAAGAAGCGAUCUUAUGAAAGUGCAAAUGGUAGAUCAGAAGACAGGAGAAGCUCAGAGGAGCGUGAAGCAGGAGAGAUAUAACUGGCUGUACAUUCACUUGAUCCUUUACCUUCCUAUGAAGUUGCAUACUGUGGUUUAGUUUACAGUUAUUAAAAGGGACACCAGUGAGCAAUUCCAAUGUUUAUCCAUCUAGGAUAGAUGUACAGUGUAUAAAUAUGGUUAUAAUGAAGUCUGAAUUGAUCCGUUUCCAUUGAUGAUAACUCAAUUGAUGAUAAAUGAAGCAGUUUCCUUUUUUCUUCUCUUCCAGUAAACUUAUAAGACAUAUUUUCAAAGAUCUAUCUUCAAGAUACCAGGUUUAUGUACCAACAUAAUAGAUUUAAAUGUUUUAUUCUCCAAUACAGGUUAUAGUGAACAAAACUAUAGUGUGCUCUUUGCUUUGGAUGCUUUCAAAACUUUAUAAGCUCUUCUAAUUUUAUUCUUUCAAACAGCAGCACUGAAUCAUUUUUAAAGAGGUUGAGUGGGUUCCAGGCUUUUAUUACCACCAGAAGAUUGCGUUCUCAGUUCCUUCUUGAGAACUGAACAUGUUUGGCAAUGUUUAGGUUGGGGACAUGUGCUGAAGAAAAUGACAACUUUUAAAUUUUAUUUUUACAGUGCCUAUUUAGACUUGGAAGUCAAACAGCUGUUGCAUUUCACCCUUUAAUUUGUUUUGAAACUUUGAAAUCAAAGCCAGUCCCAUAUCUUUGUACAAUUUAAUUGGUCUAUGUUAAGUAUAUUUGUUUUUUCUUUCAAAAUGAUUUUUCUGGGGGGUUUUCUUAUGGUGUGUUUACUGCACAUCCUUAAUUGUAUACAGCAAACAACAAUAAAGUAAGCAAAAAUAAUUUUUGUCCAGUGAAAUAGCUGUGUGUUCCCACUCCCUCUUAACAACUGAAGUGCAUGCUUCUAACAUUGCUACGUUUUUCAAUUAAAUCUGGAAACCUAUUCUCAUAUUUAUUUGAAAGGCAAUGUUUCAUACAUUUGUUCAUGAGUGUACUAUUAAGUCUAAAAUACUUUAUGUAAUUCAUAUUUCUAUGCAUAUGAAAUACAACUUUCUUUGAGGAGGUAAGUUUUAACAACUGAAUUGUGCACUGACAUUCCAACAGACAUUUUAGACAAGAGUAGAGAAAUUUAUUGUCAGAUAUAUCAUUGCAUAAAUAUACUUCAACAA